AUGGUGAUUGAAGGCGUACUCGCGCCUUCCGACUCUGGAAAAUUCAUUGUCGAGCACGGAAAUUUGGUGAAAAUCAAUGACAGCGGUGUGAAAAGAGUGGCCGAGCAGGUGAGUCGAUUCUUCUCUCGAAACAGAUUAACUAAAGCCUUAUUCAGAUUCUGGAAGCGGCAAAAGACGGAUCGAUAAAAGAGGCGCUGUUUCUAUCGCCAGAGUUGCACCCAAAAACAGCAGAUAAGCAGGCUGUUCAGUGGUAAAUUUCUAAAAUGCCACGUAGAAGUGCCUAAAAUCUUCAUCUUCCAGGGUAUUUCUCGUGGAUACCAUAAACUUUUCGUUCUGGCCCGACGAAGGAGAGCAUUACGAUGUGAGUUGGAAUGGAAAGAAGUACACUGGCUACUUUUCCGCGUGUGCCGCCGUCAAUAAAGCUCUGGCCGCCGGGGUUCCGGUUCUGUCGGCGGAAUGGAUGAAAAACGUGGGAAAAGAGGAAAUCGACAGCAUUUUCAAGUCGGAUUCCGGUCAUUCGAUUCCCCUUUUGGAGGAGAGGGUAAAGGCGAUUAAUGAAUCCGGCAGAGUGCUUCUGGAGAACUUUGACGGCGAAUUCUACAAUUGCGUCGUGAAAUCGGAGAAGAAUGCGCAGAAGCUCUUGAAACUGAUUGUCGAGAACUUUGAAUCGUUUCGCGAUUUUGCAGAAUUUGCCGGCCAGAAAGGUUUGUCUCACGAAAGAGUUCGAGCCGCCCGAAAAGCAUGCCCUUCUUGCAGUUUCCCUUCUGAAACGCGCGCAAAUCCUUGUCGCCGACGUCUACGGCGCUCUUCUCGACCAUGACUCCGUCGCCGACUUCUCCGACAUCUCCAAAAUCACAAUGUUCGCAGAUUACCGUGUACCUCAAGCACUGGCAUAUCUGGGAACCCUCGAGUAUUCGGAAGAGCUUCUGGCGCAGCUCGGCGAGGGAAAACGGCUGGAGAACGGAUCGAGAGCAGAAGUGGAGCUCCGCGGUGCAUCGAUUGCUGUUUGCGAUGUCAGUUUUACACAUUUUUCCAGUAGAAAUGAUUAUUUUCCAGGAAAUCGUGGCAAAAAUGAACGAAUUACGAGCGUCGGACGCGAGAUUCGCCGAAGUGCGUGAGGUGACGGCCAUGGAAGUGGACGUCUUCGUCUGGGGAUACAGAAGGAUCCACGCAGAAGACGUCGAGAAGAAGAUUCCGUUCCAUCGCACCCGCUGCAUCUACUACUAG
Messenger RNA from Caenorhabditis sp. 36 PRJEB53466, 1227 nucleotides. Lineage: Eukaryota; Metazoa; Nematoda; Chromadorea; Rhabditida; Rhabditidae. The record is from the annotation of a GenBank genome assembly.